AUGGACGAUGGAACAGGCAAAAGACCGUACAUCAGACUCAACUCGAACCUCCCCAACGUGACACGGCACACUGGAGGUGAAGUCAGGCUGAAGUGUGAAGCUGUCGGAUCUCCACAACCUAUUACUUUCGCGUAAGUUAGUUUAUCAUUAUUAUUUUAUUUUUUAAUUUUAAUUUCAUUAAAUCUUGUUAUUGAUAACCGAAAAAUUUUUCAUGCUGGGUUUCGCCACGAAAGUUUUAUGUUGGUUUUCUGUUUUAAAAAUUAAUUUCAAAUAAUUUUAGAAAUUGGGUAAUAUUUAUAUGAAACUUAACUAUUCUUAAUUUUAAAAUUAUGCGUUUUUAAAUUAAAAACCGUAUUUUAGAUGGCUGAAAAACCAUGCCCCAAUCGAGAAAAGUCGCAAAGUAAAAGUGCGGAAUCGCGAGUUCUGGUCGAAACUUGUGAUAACAGAUCUUGAUGUACUUGACAGUGGCUAUUAUCAGUGUACAGCGACAAACAGUGCGGGAUCUGUGAAUACGACGUCUGUCUUGAGGGUACGUUAAUAUUUUAUUAGUAUUUUUUCUAUUUUAAUGUUUUUUGGUACUUAAUAAGUGUUAUGUUGCAAUAGGUUUAAAAAUUCAGUAAAACAUACUGUUAGAGCUUAUGGCAGUAUGUCUAUUACUUUACUAUGUAAAGUGUCAUUUUUGGUAACUUUACAUCUCUUUACUGUCUGAAAGGUUUAACCCAUGAAUAAGCCUUAAGAUGAACCGAGCUCGAAACAAACUUGUUGUUUAUGGGUAUUGUUUCGAAACGGAAUGUCAAAUUUGGCAAAUCUCCUGAGGGGUUUUUGUCUUUUGCAGCCAAACUUCGGGAUGGUCAAAGGUUGGCAGCUGGUUUUUGUUUGUAUCAUGUUCGGCCGUUUCAUGGCCACCGAAUUUAUUGAUCAAAGCCAUUUUACGAUUUAGAUGUCUCCGGGUGUUUAUGGGCCUUUCAACAGGUUUUAAUGUUGUAAUUGGGAGCUGAUUAGUAUAGCUCUACGUUGUUGGUUAUUUUAGACCAUUUUUGGUUUUAAAAUUUAGUUUUUUAUAUUUAAAUAGAGUUUUUAAUAUUAAAACAUUUUUUAUAUUAAAAUUGAGGUAAAAUAUUUUUUUUGGUUGGGGUACAUCAUCUACUGGUAAUUCGCGGUAUAACAAAAAAGAUUCUUUAACAGCAAUAGCUGGCACAAUCAAAAACUAGCAAACUUUGUGAUCAACAAGCCAAUUAAUUAGCGUUUUUAUGAAUAACCCAAUCGCAUUGAUAAACAAUAAAUUAGGCCGGCUGAUAGUGCUGUUUUGAAAAGCCUAUAGAAGCGCUUCAUUUAUCAAUCGACGCUUUUGACAGUGAGUGAGUGCCGUGAGGUCGAAGGACCGAAAAUCUUCUUUUUCGCCUUUUCUGAAGUUUAAUGGAGUCGGGAGGGGGGGGCUGAUUUGUGAACUGUUUUAUGAUACGCACUUGGUGAUGGCUACUAAAGGUUGCAUUUCUGGGGAAAUUGACGUUAAAUGUGUGAAUUUGAUGGGUUUAUGGGGUAAAGUAAGGUGGUUUUGAGGAGGAGUAAAAUACGGUUUUUAUGUGAAAAUGAAGGGGUUUUAGUUAAGGUUAAUAUAAGUUAGACGUUAUUAAAAAAAAGUGUAUUUUGUAAAAAUAAUUUGAAUUAAUUUUUCUUUGUUAUUUUAUACUGCUCGAAAGUUCAAAGUGAAUUCCCUGUCCUCGAAGAUGAGGGUACCUACAAAGAAGAUAAUUUGCAUACUCAAAGUUUAAGUUUUAAGCGAGUUUAAAAAAAACUUGAAUUUUGAUUUUGCAUUUCUCAAGCUACAGAACUUUUCAUAGGCUAAAGUGAAGUCUACGAAAAAUAUAUACAAUACAAAGAUUUAGAUUUUGACAUUUAGGUAACAUUUCUUUACUAACAUUCAACAAAACGUCUAAAGAUUAUGUCAUAUAGUAUUUAAAAGUAAAUAUUAUACAACAACCCUAAAAUACGUUUUUUAUCAAUGAAAUUAUUUUAAUGACAUCGAGCUGAUAUGAUAAAAAUCAGGGCCACACAUUUUUUGACAGUUAUUUUUAGUUUUUAAAUUUAAAAUAAUGUUUUUUAAAGUUUUUGUUUCACAAGUUUAUAAAUUACUUUUUAAUCUCCGCUUUAAACUUUUUUCGUACUGCGAAUAUGCAGUAAAUUUAGGCAGAAUUAGUCAUCGUGUGUCGAUUCACUUUCUUUGCCAUUCUUCGAUUGAGGCUGAGAUUGAUGGGCGCAGUCGAUCCACUGACAGCCGAUAUGAGGAAUGAGGGCUGCGCUCUGGCCCAACUCCAUUUUUAAUUAUGUUUUUGCGCUUUAAAGACGACGGUUGUUGUAAUCGUUGUGGGCUUCAGAGUAUUUGUAUUUUAACUUUGAGGAUUAGGACUUAAAAGUUGAAGUUUGGAGGUUUGAUGGUCAUUUUGUUGUAGUUUUAUAGGGUUUCUUUGCUUUGUUUGUAGAUGGUUGUUUUUUUGAAUGAGAAGGCUUUAAUGGACAAUAACUUUUGAAAUUCUUUCCUAAGUUCUAUGAAAUUUUGAAUACUGGUUUUGUAGUAAAUUCCAAUCUAAACCUACUAAAACAGCAAAUUUUUUAUUCCAAAGCGGCUUAAAAUUCAAAUUUAAAAAAGCUUCAAAACUUAACUUCUAUUCCUAGUCCAACAAGCAUUUAUAUUGUUUAGUUUUUGUUGUCGCUCUGGUUUUGACACAUUCAGCAGAAGCAGUAAGCGAUUAGUGUCCAGCCUCCAAAUUUUUAAUCGACCCUCUGAUCAGAAACAGAUGGUGGCUCAUUUGCGGGUUUUCCGUUUCGAAAACCUCGAAACGGUCGCAAACCGAGACUUGUGUGGUCCUAUUGUAAAUGGGUGGUUAGUAGCUGUUAUCUGAAUUUACAACUACUACUGGUUGUGAUAAGGAUUGUGUUAGGGUGUGUGAUUGGCAUUUGGUCUUUGUAGCAGUGGGUGAGGUGGUUGUUAGUGAUACUGCCGGUUUAAGUUAUGUUGAGGUAGAUUGUAUAGUGAUAGUUGUUUUAAGUUAUGUUCUUGAUAAAUAGGCAUUGAAUGGUUUUUUAAUGUAUGUUAGAAUUAGAAUAUAAUGGUUCGUGAUUUCCCAUGACCAUAAAACGGGCCAAUAAUAUGUUCGCUCUAUCACAGAAUCAUCUUCUUUCAUUAAACACUUGAACAACCUAACAUAAUAUUACUUUUCUUACCAUUUUUCCAAAUUCCUGAAGUAGUUUUUGCAAGAAAAGCACUUUAAAGCCUGCUAUUGUAUAAUUGAGAUCUAACAAUUCAAAAUAUUUGGCUGGAAAUGACAAACAGCUUGUAAACAGAAUAAAUAGACAUCAGAUGGCCGCAUUCCCAUGAACUCUUUCCUUUAUUUAAAUGAGCUCCAUUCCUCUGCCUUUUAAUACCUAAAUCAUACAAAUUCUUUUUGUUUGUGAUAUUAAUAUAGCCUUGCUUGUCUUUCACCAAUUUGCAUAAUCUGCAAGAAAGUGGCAUUACUGUGACAAAGACUUGUUUUUCUUUGAAAUUACAGUACUUUUGUCAUUACUUUUUACUUGUGAGCACUUGAAUAGAGUAUUGUCUUAGUUCUGAGUACGGUUUUGACCGUUUUCGAAAUGUUUUUAAUCGAUUUUUGGGUUGAUUCAAAGCGCGACCGGACGUGGGUGGUAAUUAGAACAAUAGCUAGUCAUUACGGUACGGUACGGCGUGCUUUCAUCUUAAAUUCGAACACAUUGCCAUAUUGAUCAAAUAUAGGGCUUGGCCAAGGUUAACGCUUUAUACUUUAAGAAAUUUAGUGUUUUGUCCAAAGUUUUAGAAUUUUUUUGAAUAUUUUUACUUUUCAAAAAUUUAAUUUUUCAGCUUUUUAGAAUAUUUGAAUUACGGUUCCAUUUAUCUGCCUCCAUCUUUACUUCUGGCCUUUGAAUAAUUUCUUCAUGUUUGGCCAGGGAUCUGGCCAGAUUCCUCUUUGUCGCGGCGCUUUCCCAUCUUGGACGAUAAACUGCCAAAUGUCGCGCGAUCAUUCCGGUUUGGUGGGCGAACUAGAGGGCACUUUCUUUGGAAAGGUUUAAAAAUCCAAAACCGUUUUGAACAUACGAUGAUUUUUUAUUUUUACAAGAAUGUUAGGUCUAGAAAUUAAAAAAAUAUUUUAAAAAGUAAAGUUAACCAUGAUUUUCCCAUUUUACAAUUUUGAAAGUGCCACAAGUCUCUAAACCAUUUCAUUCAUGGAUAAUAUGAUGAAUCGCUUUCAUCAAUUCCCAACUUCGCAAUCUUAAACCGUCUAAUCUCGUUUUCAUUUGGCCAUUAAAACGAGCCGCAAAGGCUCCAUUCAAGGAUUAGGAAAAAACAAAGCCGGCUGGGUCAUUCUCGAAAGGGGGACGCCGCCCUUCUGUCCCAGCUGAAUUCCCCAAAUCAGCAAAAUGGUAAUUGAAAAGUGCACGUUUUGGGUAAUUCGGGUAUUCUUGGGGUUGCAGUUUUCUUCAUAACAUAAUUUCAAAGGAUUUGAGAAUCCAGAUUGUUUCAAGUUUUGCUGUUUUUGAUCACGUUACCAUUACCUUUUGUUCAUUUUUUGAUAAGUAACUUAUUAGAAGAACCAGAAAGUUAUUCUCACAAGAUUUUCACAGCUUUUCGAUUGAAGUGUUGAUAGUUAAACAAAAUGUGGAGAACAUACUUGUUUUAAACAAUAUUUUGACUUUACUCGCACUUCUCGCUCCCAUAAAUUACCGUUUUGUCUUGGCGAUGGAUUUAUGGCCGGGCGAGAAAGUGAACGCUGGCCCGAGGGUUGGACGAUCAGUUUAAUUAAAUUGGUUUCUAAUUUUGAUUUGAUACGGGAAUGGGAGGCUUAUUUACAUGUACUAUUACACCUUGUUUUACAUAGUAUUGUUUUCGUAAUUAGUAAGGUACUUAUUCGAAACUAAACCUUAUUUGAGCAAAACAAGGUAGUAAGGAGUACUUACAGAUGAUUCUUUGUACUUUUAAACCUAAUUAGAUGUAUAAUGAUCACUUUUGACAAUCUUUAUCCAACACAAGUUCACUUGUCAUCCCCAAUACUUAAAAUUUCAUUUUCAUAGCCUAGCUUCUGUUAGCCACUGGUAACUUAACCCGCAAGAAUUAGCAUAUUGCGCAAGUGCCAGUAAAAGUGGACAUAGGUCAGUGUAAUAGCUUCUUAAUGCGCUCUUUUUCUCUACUCAUUUGCAUCUCAUGUCAAUGUCUGAUCGAAACGCUAGACAAGUGAUUAGAUAGCUGUUGUUGUUGACAAUACAUUUCUCCAGGGUACACAAAUUACCACAGUAAAUUUUGUGUGGAUUUGGAGUUUGUUGGGAAUACCAAGUAGGGAUCAUUCUUAGGAUUUGCUUGAUAGCGACUUGUUGGAUUCCAAUAAGUUGUUAGGAGCUGUUAAUUGACUUGUUAUUACUGAUAAUUGACUUAUCAAUCUAUAUUUAUAAUGAAGCUGGAUAUUGAGGAUGUUAAGGCUGUUACUAGAAAACCUAGAAAGCAUAAGAAGAAUAAGGUAUGAAAAUAACUGUCUUUUUUGUCAGUCUUAAACUACUUUUGUUACUUAAUGUAUUUCGUAUUUACAAUAUUUUUAAAACAUUUUUUUUAAUUCUAAUAUCAUAUCUUACCCGUAUCUUUUAGGUGAACACCGCUCCCCCGAAUGCCAAACCCAAGCCCUCGAGUUCAGUGAACAAACAGCACAAGAACCUCGAGUUGGACGACGAGUACGGCGACUACUUCGACGAACAACGGAACGUUGACCAGUUCGACGACAUGUUCAGCGUUCCCAACAGCGCCGGAGGCAAUGGCUACGCUCCGAUGCAAGAGAUGGCCAACGAAAGGUGGCUGGACGGUACCACCUUGACCAAAGGACAAUGUGUACCAUACAAGGGUCGAGCAUGUGCCAACUUCUUGACCGGUCGAUACAUUAUAGUGACGACGGAAAAUCGAGACGAGAUAUACGAUGUUGACCAUCACAUCUCAGCGGCCAUGAUGUUCAUCCACAAGAUGCCUGAUGUCAGUGAACAAUGUAAAAAGUACUCACAUGCUGUUGCUUGUUAUCAUAGGUACAAAGUCUGUGACCAAAGUGUGAGUACGUAUGGUGCCAGUGAAACGACGGUACCAUUGUGUAGGAGAGAUUGUGAUGAACUACAGGUAAGAUAGUUUAAUGAUAGCAUAUCUCUUAAAUUGUGAACUUAUUUUCAUGAAUAUGAGUUUUUAAAAUUUUUUUAUUGGUGGCGUACCUAAUAUUUUAAUUUUUUAGUCAGCCGUUUGCCCCAAAGAAUUCGCAAUGGCUGCUCAACAUGAACUUGUGGGAGAUGGUGAAAAGUCCCUGCUACCUCGCUGUGAUACGAUCUCUCCUGAUGCCUCACAUUGUAUACGGGUACUGCAACCCAAUACCCCUAUUGGUGUACCAAAAACGCCAGUCGAGUCCGUACCAGACAGAGACGACUCCAACGACAAAUUCAGUCAUUGGUGCUACGUGGACACUGGACUAAAGUACGAAGGAAAUGCGGCCACGACCAUCAGUGGCAAAGUGUGUUUACCGUGGAGAGACAGUCCGUCCAAGGAGUUCCAUCCAUCAGCCAACAAACGACUGAAGAAUGCAGGGAAUCACUGCAGAAACCCUGGAGGACCAAUCAGCCAACCAUGGUGCUACGCUGCUCAGACUGGUCUACCAGAACAGUGUGACAUCAGGAAGUGUCCGCCCAAUUUGUACGCAGAAUACUCGGAUUCAGCUCCGGAACCCGGCCUUCUGGACGGAGUCUCCAAGACCUGGCAAACCAUGAGUCCCCAAACUCAGAUGAUCUCAGCCGCUGGCCUAGGAGCAGUCCUCUUCGCCCUCUUACUCUGUAUAUGUUGUACUUGCUUCUGUCGCAAAAAGAAGACCAAGUCCCCCGCUUCAACCACCACCGGCCAGUCUACUGUAACAUCCCUGAACAAGAACGGCUACUUCGUGCAGAAUAUGAAUGGGGUACCGAGUAUGAACGGGGUGAUGAAUGGUAUACCUAGUAUGAACGGCGGGUCAAGUUUGGCCAACUCAGCAGUAAACCAACAAUAUUACAAUAGACAGGCUCAGAUGAUGAUGGCUCAACCCAAUUACGAAAUGAACUCGCUACUCCACCCUCGACACCCAGGCUCAGCCAUCAUGUCAGUCGGAUCUCACCCUUAUGCCACUGCCCAAGCUGCCUCCCACAUGCAAUUGUACAGUCCUCACACCAGCACCGACCCCUCGGAACAGUCGAUCCCCAUCAUUAGUGAAAAUCAGGUAACAAAACUGAUUCAGUUAUAACAUAAUUAUAUUAACCAUGAUAUGGCUGGCAUAAUUUGUACAUAAAAGUUGUAAAAAUAAGUUAUUUCGUAAAAAUAAAUAGUAAAGUAUAAAAAUUAGGCUUUUUUACAAGAAAACAAUAUUUUGUUGGGAAAAGAGACGUUUUAUACGAUGAAACAUGCUUUUAUCUUUCCGCUUAUUUUAUUUGAAACACCUAAAAUUAGGUAUUAAAACUAUGGCAAAAUAAAAUACGUUAAUUCAAUGGGUACAAGAUAAUUUAAUCUUUAUAAUUCUAGAUUUCCAUUGAAAACAAGCUCGGCGAAGAUGGCAGAGAAGUUAUUUAUCAAGGAGAAUAUUCGUCUCCAAAAGGUUUCGAUCACCAGUCCAAAACAAUCAAAGUAGCCAUCAGAAUGCUUCAACUGGGAUCUUCUCAGUUGGAAAUUGAAAACUUUAGAGAAGAAAUCCGAGGAUUAGCAAUGUUUGAACAUCUGAAUGUGAUAAGACUACUGGGUGUUACCUACAUUGAGCAGAACACAAGGAUGGGCGCUGUCUUUGACUAUGAUGUGAAUGGUAAUCUAGUGCAAUAUCUGAAACUACGGGAACCUAGAGGCAAUGAGUAAGUUAGAAACCUUUAUUUAUGUUUUUUGUUACCUAUUUUUGUAAAAAAUUGAAUUUUUUGAGUUGAUAUUGUUUUAAAUUGUAAAAUUUUAGAGUUUUAAUUAUUAACUAGGUGAAAACCUAACGUCUUACUGAUAUUAACUUUUUUCAGAACUGAUGAAGAACGCUGUCGCAACUACGAAGAUAUGUGUAAGAUCGCUGCUCACAUUGCUGGUGGCAUGGAAUAUCUUGCUCGUCAAGGCUAUGUUCAUCGAGAUUUGGCUGCCAGAAACUGUUUGAUCGCUAAUCAAGUCGUGGUCAAGAUCGCCGACUUUGCCAAGUACCAACAACAAUACGAACAGGACUAUGUUAUCAUGAACAACCAGGCCAAGCUGCCAGUCAGAUGGAUGGCCAAGGAAGCGUUCGACAUUGCUAACGAAAAGACUGAUGUCUACUCGUUUGGUGUGACGUUGUGGGAGAUAUACACUUUUGCUCAACAACCAUAUGGAAAUCAGAGCGACCCAGAAGUCAUCGACAAGAUCAACUACCGUGACGUGCUACCGUGCCCUCAGGGGUGUCCCACUAAGAUCUAUGGGUAAGUAUAAACUUUUUGAUGUUUUUAUAUUAUUUUAGACAAAAAAUGAAUGUCGUUCUCCUUUUUGGGAGGAAUUGAAAGGUAUUGGUAUUGUAAAUAAUAGUGUUUAUAUUACUUUAAUUAUACUGUAAACUAAUAAUUCUCAUUUCAGAAUGAUUGUUGAAUGCUGUAACAACAUCCCUGAACGGCGACCAAGUUUCGCCGAGCUCCACCAACGUUUACAAGUCAUGUCAGCUCUAGGACAAGCUGGCUACAACACUGCCCGAGCCAGUUCAGUCCAUUCUGGAGGCUCAUCAGGACAGUCUGGACAAGGGCUGAACAAUGGAUUUGUGAAAGGGUCCUUAGAUGGUAUGAACCAGUUUGGAAUGGUACCAUCUCCAGCACCACACGUUACCAAAGUGGCUAUGAUGCCGGGACAGAACAGUAUCAUGCACAGCACGCCGAUCGGUCACCGUUCUCCGCGAGCACGGGCUUCGAACGAGCACGGCGAAGACACGUCACCACUGAUGCGGCGGAAGCCGUACGAGUCGGCGUACGCUUCGGAUUCGGGUUCCGAAGACUAG
Bursaphelenchus okinawaensis is the source of this 9032-nucleotide messenger RNA. The record is from the annotation of a GenBank genome assembly. NCBI's taxonomy places the organism in Eukaryota, Metazoa, Nematoda, Chromadorea, Rhabditida, Aphelenchoididae.